This is a messenger RNA of Puccinia triticina, 1905 nucleotides long. RefSeq lists its product as uncharacterized. The transcript has 4 exons. The record is from RefSeq and is a predicted model, not a curated record. NCBI's taxonomy places the organism in Eukaryota, Fungi, Basidiomycota, Pucciniomycetes, Pucciniales, Pucciniaceae. Bases 1 to 1905 code for a protein of 634 amino acids.
AUGGUCAUCAAAGCAUUAAACUCGGAAAACUUGAAAGAACUCGAACGAGAAAACACCAGGAAGGUAAACGGGUCGAAGGACAGCAGGACCAGCAUCAUCAACAGAUUCCUCAGCAACCAAAGCCAACCCCCGCCAGAACAUGAUCAACAGCCACGGGAGAAUGUAAGAUCCAUCGCCAAUCGAUCGACCGGCUCAUCCGUCCCUUUGGAGCCGCGAGUACCCCACUACCACCACCACCCUAAGGCACCAGCUCAGCAAGACCAUCAAUCCUCAGUCGUCGAUCGAGCCGAAUUGCUGAGGUCGAGGGCGGAAAUACGAUUGGCAAAGAAGAAGGAUAAGAGAAAAAAUAAAAAAUCGGAUAUUCAAUCCCAGAAGUCGUCUCAACCGAAGAAAACUAAGAAGAAAGCCAGCGCACUCUCUUCGAGUAUCAAGCAUUUACCAGAUAGUCUUCCCAACCCAGGCAGAUCUAAAAAGCCACGCCUGACGAUCGACCGCCAGCUCCCCUCGCAUGGAAUUUUCAAAAAGGCUGUCUCUGGUUCGGCGGCUAGGCGUAACACUUGGGGAGGGGAUUUGACGUUCAACGAGCUGAGUUUCUUGGACAAGAAGCGGAAAUCUCGACGGAAAACAAAUGAGAAAGGCGCAUCCCUCUCGAUCUGUUCUCAAAAAAAGAAAAGCACCAUCGCCCAAGAAACGUCAAAAUCGCCAGUCCGUUCCUCGGCUAUCGAUCCUUGCAAGAUCCGCUCAGAAAACGCCCGGCCGAAAUCUAUCAGUCGGUCUACGCGCCAUUCUAAUUUGCCGUCUUCGGGCCACUCAGCUUACUCGUUACUGAUGCGGGCGAAAGCGGCGAGGCAAUCUGGCCAACCUGUCCCAUCUACCUCUCAUGAACCACAUCCAGACGGGCAGAAGUCCUCCUCUUCAUCAAAACACCAAGCCAGCCCUGAUAAAAAAUCACAGGAUGGACGGCAAACUUCUCGUGUAGAGCAACCGCCCGUUGAGGAAAGUCAAUCGUGUGAUAAUCACCAUCAGGGAGACCCAGAUCAGCCACGUCAUCAGAGCGCUUCGAGUUAUACGCGCUUGAUCAUCAAUCAGCCGGUCUCUUCUCGUUCGAGCUUGGUAUAUUCGGAGAUCGGCUAUGGAAACAACUCGUUUACCCAUGUAAGCCCGUCUAUCGGCGUUCUCAAUCCAGAUGAUCAUGUAUCAUCACGAACGGUCGCAGACGACUAUCAGGGGAUAUCUAACAGUAAUGAUUACAUGGACGAGGAGAAUGAAGAGCUUGCGGCUCCCGAUCGGUUAUCUCUCUUACUCGAAGGCUCUGAGCUGGACCAAAGCAAUGAAAGCAUGUACUAUCCUUCGGCGCCUCAUCCAGAGUAUCUCAGUUCUCCACAGUUUCAAUCCGGCGGAGUUGUUGGCUCGACAGAGGUUUACAAUGAGUCGGAGGAUCUGUACGGCGAGUGGGCAGAGAGCGACGGCUACCAGGAGGACGGCGGGGACGGCCGUGCAGACCUCGUAUACGAUCACUACGAGGACGAGGAGGUCGACGGAUAUUACGAUGAAGAUAAUCUGCGUUGGGAUGGUCGCGAUCAUCGGUUCUCUUCCCCAGACGAAGAACGCCCGCCGUAUCCACCCUAUCAAGAAUACACAGACUACGACGAGGAGGAGGAGGACGUUGAGUGGCCGCAGCCGGAAGAUCUGCCGGUCGUCGAGCAAUGGUAUCCAGAAGACGGCCGUGGCGUGGCUGAGCUCGACUACGCCGAGAUGGACCGUAGUCCCGUUCUUCCAGCCACCCAGCACAACAGGCUUCGACGCACCCAGCACGACGGGCUUCGACGCACCCAGCACGAUUGGUACUUUGGCGAGCCGGUCACAAAUUAUUAUCGGCCCAGUUGGGAAGCUGGGGAUGAUUGA